UUGAAAGCAACCAGUGUUUACGGUGGGGAAGACUGUUGAUAUAAACAGGCGCCCCCGAGGUAAGCGACACUAAUCUCCUGCCCGAGGGGAAGCCGGAAUGAGCGUCUCUCCGAGCCUGGCCGGGGUCCAGUAGCCUCUGCCCCGCUAGCCCGCCCGACGCGACCAUGGCCACCUUAGCCAGGGGCAGCUUCACCGUGCGGAGCCUCUUGGAUUUACCUGAGCAAGAAAGUGGCGGCGGCGGCGGCAGCAGCGAGGGUCAGGAACCGGCAGAAAGCUACGCCGCCUCUCCCUUUCGAGCUUGGAUGGAAACCGAAAGAAGCCACUAUCUCUCCUCGGACGACAGCGGCGCCGAGAGCCGACCGCGCCCGGCCGCCGCCUCGACCCGUCAGGCAGCGCGGGAGGCAGACGAGGAGAAGCUGAAGAAGAAGCGGCGGGUGCUCUUCUCCAAGGCGCAGACGCUGGCUCUCGAGCGGCGCUUCCGGCAGCAGCGCUACCUGUCGGCGCCGGAGCGGGAGCAGCUGGCGCACUUGCUCCGCCUGACGCCCACCCAGGUCAAGAUCUGGUUCCAGAACCACCGCUACAAGAUGAAGCGCGCCAAGGGCGGCGAGCGGGGCGGCGCCGGGAGCGGCCCGCCUCUCAUGCGGCGGGUGGUGGUGCCGGUGCUGGUGCGGGACGGCAAGGCCUGCGAAAGCUGCAGCGGCGCCCCGCCCUCGCGAAGCCCCGGCGGGCCCCAAGCGCCAUUCAACCUGCCCGGCUACUCGGCCUUCCCGCAAACCUCCUCGCUGGGCCUUUUCCCCGCCUACCAGCACUUAGCGCCGCCUUCCUUAGUAUCCUGGAACUGGGGCUGAGGGAGAUCCUGAGGGCUGGGCGGCUGCCUCCCUGGACACUGGAUCGGCUCCCUUCGUGAGGAAGAGACACCCCGGCCUUCGCCUCGCCCGACGGGGCUUUUGCUUGGCGCUCUCGGGACUCUGACUCCCAAUAGAACUAGUUUAGAGUAAACGUUUGGCGGAUUGCAGGCCUUUCAAAACAAUAUAUAUAUAUAUAUAUAUAUGAAAAAGAAAAGAUCCAUUGCAAUAUUCUUGGGAAGGGUCUCCAGCUGUGUUUUUUUACCUUACAUGGAAGUCCUGCUCUAGUAUGUGAUUAGGAUGAAAAGGGAAAUAGGAUGGUCAUUUCAAAAGGGCUUGCCAAUCCUUCUUGCAAAAAAAUGGGCCCUCUAGGUAAAUGUACAGAACAGAGACAAAAAGGUUGCAAUUCUAUGCUUGCCCAGGAGUAAGUCUUGUUGCUGUGUAGGGCUCCUUAGCAGUUACUUCCGAGAAGGCUUGUGGAGAUUUGCAUUUGGGCAAGUUGCAACUUUUGAGACCAUCCAGGUUAAUUCCAGCACAUAAUACGCACAUCUUUUCUGAAAACCGUAAAGGCUUUCAAAUUCAGAAGCAUGUUUUUACAGGACAAAUGGGAGUUUAUCAUCCAGGAACAAUUGGCUUGGAUUCCUUAAUAGAAGAAAGUGAAGUUAGGACCUAGAAUGAUUUGGGAAUAAAGUCAAUGGAAGCCUAAUUGGAAGGGUCAAAAAUGGUGGAUGACUGCACAAUACCUGCCAAACCUUCCUUUUGGACUUUUGUUUUAAGAAUCUAGGAAACUGACAUAAAGAACCAGUUGCAUUUCAAUUGAAGUGCAGCAGAUAAAGAGCAAUCUGUGUUGGAUGUAGUUUCUUUUUUUAAUAAUUCUACUCAUGGGGGUUGCUGGAAAUUAGUGUCUCUGGGUGGUUCAGAAGCUGCCAUAGAAGGUACUUGUGUGAUCAGAGUGGAGGAGAGGAGAUUUAAAAACAUGUAUUGGGAUGAUUGGUUCAAACUCCUUAGAAAUGCCUUGUGGCAUUUUGCUUAAUACAAUGAGGUCUCAGAAGUGAACCUCACUGAUUUAAAGGGCUACUCUUUGAAUAGUUAAGCACUGUAACAAAUGUGUUCCUCAACAAAUUGUAUGGAUUGAAGUCCAGUUGGCAAGUACACAAUAACCAGAGUUUAAAUGGUAAAUAAAAUGCCAAAUGUACAACCUGCUGUGACAAAAAAGUAAAUAAAUUUUAGACAGGAUGGGUGGCACAAAAUUGAAUAAAUUAAUAAAAUAAAGACUUG
This is a messenger RNA of Pantherophis guttatus, 2123 nucleotides long. It is a transcript of the gene NKX2-8, whose product is annotated as NK2 homeobox 8. Gene Ontology annotation, cellular component: nucleus. Gene Ontology annotation, molecular function: DNA-binding transcription factor activity, RNA polymerase II-specific; RNA polymerase II cis-regulatory region sequence-specific DNA binding. The record is from RefSeq and is a predicted model, not a curated record. NCBI's taxonomy places the organism in Eukaryota, Metazoa, Chordata, Lepidosauria, Squamata, Colubridae. Gene Ontology annotation, biological process: regulation of transcription by RNA polymerase II; cell differentiation.